Aspergillus aculeatinus CBS 121060 is the source of this 1230-nucleotide messenger RNA. Its product is annotated as aminodeoxychorismate lyase. The transcript has a single exon. Gene Ontology annotation, molecular function: catalytic activity. Lineage: Eukaryota; Fungi; Ascomycota; Eurotiomycetes; Eurotiales; Aspergillaceae. The coding region runs from base 190 to 1005 and encodes 271 amino acids. The record is from RefSeq and is a predicted model, not a curated record.
GUUCGAGCGCAAAUUGCUCCCAGGAAAGCUCCUGGUCUCACCAGACACUGAUUGUUCUACCUGUGCUAAAAAAUAUUUAUCAUCACAGCAACACUAAACUUCCGUUCAUAGCCAGAGCUACUAACAGUGCAGGAUCUGGCGGAAGUGGUGGACCACGCGAUCGAUCAGGUCACCCCAGGGAUGCAGUCAAUGGCUUCCGCCUCGCUGGAAGGAGACUUCCAAAUCAUAUCGUCUCUGCGCUAUGAUCCUGCGCUUCGAAGCUUGAGCACUGAGAAAGCCAAGGACAAACAUUUCCACCCUUCCAGCACGCCAUACUACCUGCUUCCCUACCAUCAGGCACGGCUUCGUAAUGCGGCAGAAUGCUUCGGUUGGAAGGAGGCUCUGUCAUUUCUACAAAAAGAUCUCACCCAACUCUCUGAAUACCUUGAUGCUCACAUCUUGGACAAGACGAGACCUUGGCGCAUUCGGAUUGUCAUCGAACGCACAGGAGCUUGCACUGUCGAGGUCAACCCGACAGCAUCGAUUGACCCAUUGAACAUGCUCAUCCCCAAUCGAGAACAUACACAAUCAAACCUAUGGAAUAUCUAUGUGGAUACAGGGUAUAUAACUCCGUCCGCGUUCACGAGGCACAAGACUACCGCUCGCGAUUUCUACAAUGCUGCACGGGUCAGAGCGGGGAUCAUGUCCCCGUUAGACCAGGCUGAGGUACUGCUUGUAAAUCCCGAGGGUCAAGUUAUGGAAGGGAGCAUCACCACACCCUACUUCCGGCGCAGGCGACCCGUAAGUAAGGGCGAGAGCCUAGAGAGUGAUACUGAGCCAGACUGGGUCACGCCUCUCCUCUCAAGUGGUGGUAAUGCAGGCACAACAAGGCAAUAUGCCUUGGCUGAAGGGUUCUGUGCAGAGGAGAUUAUCGAAGUUGCUGAAUUGAUCGAUGGCGAAGUGUGUUGGCUCAGUAACGGUGUCCGGGGCUUCAUCCGUGGUAGAAUUGUCUUGAAUAGACGAUGAUGGGCAGUCCUAGAAUCACACAAUCGUCGAGAAUGUCCACAUAUGAGCAAAAUAAUUUGCAGAUGUGAAACUCAAUUGGUCUAUCCAAAGAACUGCAAAUAGAACCGUUUCCAUGCUGCGCUAUAGUGCAGCCACGAAUACUUUAGGGUGCAAUUCCUUCGCGAGGCCAGUAUCUUGGGUCAAGGGAGGCAUCAUAUACAAUUGAAGAGAGGAGGUAGAUGGGUC